This is a messenger RNA of Quercus robur (English oak), 1917 nucleotides long. RefSeq names its product F-box/kelch-repeat protein At3g06240-like. The transcript is spliced from 3 exons. The record is from RefSeq and is a predicted model, not a curated record. Lineage: Eukaryota; Viridiplantae; Streptophyta; Magnoliopsida; Fagales; Fagaceae. The coding region runs from base 130 to 1287 and encodes 385 amino acids. Gene Ontology annotation, molecular function: protein binding.
AAGUCUAGUACUCUAGGACUGGUUAGGACACCGUUUUUUUGUAUCUGAAUCAAUCUUGUACCGCCAAAGAGUUUAGAGUAUUCUUCGAUCUGUGUCUUUAACAUUUUACCCCUUUCUUUGUCUCUAAAAAUGUCCCAAAUGAGAGAACCGCCGAUUCUUCGACGGAGGAAUAACCAUCUUCCGUACGACAUCGUACUGAAGAUCAUGGAAAGGGUACCGGUGAAAUCAGUGAUGAGAUUCAGGUGCGUUUCCAAAUCCAUGGACUCCUUAAUCACCAGUCACGAUUUCAUCUCCACCCACCUUAAUAACAUCAACAAAAAUCAUGAUCAUGAAAAUGGUUAUGUCAUUCACAUGCCCUCGUGGGAAACAAGUGACCUUUUGUCUUCAUCUCCUCAUCCUGACACAUCAGUCUGUACGGUCGCCUCCGAUCGCACGUUUGAUAGGAUUUCUGAGGUCAGAAUUCCCUUUGAUUUUGAUUUUAAGUGCGCCCAAAUACUGGGUUCCUGCAAUGGCUUAUUGUGUUUAGCCACUUUGGAUAAUGUUAUAUGUUUGUGGAACCCCAGCAUUAGAAAAUUCAAGAGGUUGCCCGAUACUUGCUUACGAAAGUUAAAGUCUGUAAGACUCGGAUUUGCCUAUGAUUCCGAGAAUGAUGACUACAAGGUUGUCAGGAUUUCAUCUGUUCCUUAUUUUGCACGAGAGAUUGAGGUGUACACAUUAAGUUCAGAUUCAUGGAGAAGGGUUGAAAUCUCAUUGACAAACAGUAUUAUCCUCUACCCUAACGAGCUUGAGCCAGCCCCAUUUGUUAGAGCUUUGCACUGGAUGGCACUUACCAUAGAUGGACAAUGCCUUCGUCGGAGAAGGUCUAUUAUGUCAUUUGAUGUCAAAACUGAGACAUUCAGAGAGCUAGCACUGCCCAAUUAUACUGGCAAGCCCUACUGUAUUGCAUUAUUCAAAGGGAAACUGACUUUCACUACACUUGAAAAACAUGGCCGCCAAUACUCCAUAUGGGCGAUGAAGAAGUAUGGUGUGGUUGAGUCUUGGAAUAAAAUUUUUGUUGUACUAUUUCAAAGAGCACCUUAUUGCCUUGCCUUUACCGAGUAUGGUUCACUUCUGGUUUCCUACUGCUACACCAUUAAUCCAAUGAAUAUUCAGGAAUUUAAGUUUGUAUUGAUUGACACUGAAACUCUACAUGAGAAGAAGGAUCCUGAUAUCCAACAUCCUUCAUAUGUAGCUACUUUCAUGGAGAGCCUUGUUUUACUUGAUGGAGCAAACUUGGCGUCUUACUAAACAGAUGGUGGUGUGCAUAUGAGAAUGAAGUCAUUAGUGGAAAUGAAGUGUGUUGCAGUAAAGGAAUGAGUAAGAGAAGAAGAAGAAGAAGCAGAAGAAGAAGAAGAAAACACAAGGAUGCAUCAGAAAGAAAGGAAGGAAGGAUGCACCAAGAGUUGAGGAAUUGCAAAAUGAAAUCAAUCUAAUUGGAAUACCCCAACUUAAUCUACUAUCUAUGCAUGUAUUGAAGCCAAACUAAUAAUGUGCGAGUUGUCGUUUAAUGUCAUAAUCACUGCAUGAUCUUGUGCAACAUGUGGUAUUGUCUCAACAAUGGAUAGGAUGGAGAAGUUGAAGUUAGUCUUCUUUUGGGUAGUGUGACUAGUUCAUAUGCCUUUUAUAUGGUUCGAAGGAUGUCCUUACUCAUAGUCAAGAGGCUUGUGCUUCGUGGAGUCAACAAUACUUAGGAGACACAUUGCUAAGUUGUCACUUUCACAUGAGUUCACCAUUGACACUUUUAAUUAUGCACUAAUCAGAACUUGGCAGGUGUAAAUUUGGAUGUGCCUAGAUUUGUAGAUGUGGAGUACCUUCUUUUUAUUUUUAUAUUGGUAAGAAUUUGGCUUUUAAUGUAAUUAGUCGCAACCCUAAGUGAUG